UUGUUGGGUUGCGCCGAUUUUUAUGGAGAGGCUCCUAAUGAGUCCCCGGACUCCUUGAAUAAUCUCCAUCUGCUCGGCGGCAGCUCAUGCCGGCCAAAGCAGUCGGCUCAGUCUCUCCCUCACGUAUCCCUUCUUCCAGAUUCCACGAAGAAGCUGAAGGACGUGCUGCAGGAGUUCCACGGAAAUGGCGUGCUGGCUAAGUACAAACCAGAGGAGAAUCAGGAAAUCCUCAACCAGGAGAUGGACUACGAAGGCUUCAAGGUCUUUAUGCAAACAUUCCUGGAGAGUGAACUCCCGGAGGAAUUCUGUCAGCACCUCUUUAUGUCGUUUAGCAACAAGGCUCCCAAACCCAGUCCCUCAUCCUCUGACAGGCCUCGAGUCUCUGGACUGAAGCUGAUCAAAGGCAGCUCCACCCCUCUGAAGACCCAGGCCCCGUCCAGGCCGCUGGACACCGUGCAGCUGAAGGACAUCGUCUUCUACCUCUCCCUGCUGGAGGGCGGGCGGCCUGAGGACAAACUCGAGUGUAAGAAACCCCCCCCACCCCGCCACCACGCGUUCGAUGGCACGCCAAACGAGAAUUUAGAAUCCACGUUUCAUCACACGAUGCUUUGUAUGUUUCUCCUCUGCCUUCGCUGGCAUGCGGAGCCACAGAUCAUGUUUCGCCUCUAUGACACAGAUGGGAAUGGGUCAUUGGACAGCUCGGAGCUGGAGCACAUUAUCUCCCAGAUGAUGCAUGUCGCCGAGUACCUGGAAUGGGACGUGACAGAACUCAAACCGAUCCUCCAGGAGAUGAUGCGGGAGAUCGACUACGAUCGCGACGGCACCGUGUCCUUAGGGGAGUGGAUCCAGGGAGGCCUGACCACCAUCCCUCUGCUGAAUGUAAAAGAUGACGGGCAGCACGUGUGGAGGCUGAAGCACUUCAACAAGCCGGCCUACUUCUGCAAGUACACAGUCCACGAGCGCUGCGUGGCUCGCGCUCCGCACUCUUGCAUAAAAACCUACGUAAAGUCCAAGAAAAACACAGAGUGUGCUGCCUUCUCCGUCUCUCUGCAGGUAAUGCAUCAUUUCUGGGUUGAAGGGAACUGCCCCACCAAGUGUGACAAGUGUCACAAAACCAUUAAAUGCUACCAGGGCUUGACUGGGCUCCAUUGUGUGUGGUGUCAAAUCACGCUCCAUAACAAGUGUGCCUCCCAUGUGAAACCCGAGUGUGAUUGUGGACCCCUGAAGGAUCACAUCCUGCCCCCCAACUCAAUCUGCCCCGUCGUCCUGGAACGGCAGUCGACGCUGAGGAAAGACUCCCGGUCGAGCCAGUCAAGCCGAGGAAAGAUGCAAAGAGCCAACUCGGUCACGGUCGACGGCCAGGGACUGCAGAUCACAACAAUAGAGGGCACUCAUCCUCUGCUGGUGUUUGUCAAUCCGAAGAGCGGGGGGAAGCAGGGGGAGAGGAUUUACAGAAAAUUCCAAUAUCUUCUUAACCCGAGACAAGUGUACAACCUGGCCAAGAACGGACCCAUGCCCGGGUUGAACUUCUUCCGGGACGUUCCGGACUUCAGGGUGCUGGCCUGCGGCGGGGACGGCACCGUGGGCUGGAUCCUGGACUUCAUCGAUAAGUCCAACCUGGACAGGAACCCCCCCGUGUGUAUACUUCCUCUUGGCACGGGCAAUGACCUGGCAAGAUGUCUGCGAUGGGGAGGAGGCUAUGAGGGGGAAAGCCUCCUCAAGAUCCUGAAAGACAUCGAGAACAGUUCAGAAGUGAUGCUGGACCGCUGGAAGAUCGAUGUCACACCCACAGACAAGGAGGAGCAGGGGGACCCAGUGCCUUACAGCAUCGUCAACAACUACUUCUCCAUCGGAGUGGAUGCCUCCAUCGCACACCGUUUCCACGUCAUGAGGGAGAAGCACCCGGAGAAGUUUAACAGCAGAGUGGAUCUGUCCACGGUGAGUGUCAUUCAGAGGAACGCGGGUGAUGUCGAGCGCCACCUGUUGCACACCUGGGCCCACAUGUUGCACACCUGGGCCCACCUGUUGCCCCGCCGCCAACCCGCCAGGUGUCUCGGCUGA
This is a messenger RNA of Menidia menidia (Atlantic silverside), 2061 nucleotides long. The record is from the annotation of a GenBank genome assembly. NCBI's taxonomy places the organism in Eukaryota, Metazoa, Chordata, Actinopteri, Atheriniformes, Atherinopsidae.